AUGAAAUGGCCCCGCCGGUUCCGCCAUGGCCGCGACGGAAGGGGCGGGUCCUGUCCCGGGCCGGGCCCGGCAUGCUCGCCAUGGUGAAUCUGGGCGUGCGGCGGGUGGAGGAUGAUGUGGCCGCCAAGCACCCGGCGCUGCAGCAGUACGCGGCUUGCCAGUCUCACGCCUUCAUGAAGGGCAUCGGCACCUUCUUGGCAGGCAGCGGGGCCGCCUUCGCGGUGCAGAAGAUGGCGCGGCAGAAGCUGCCAUACAGCCUGCAGUGGAGCCUGCUGUUGGCUGCGGCUAUAGGGUCCCUCGGAAGCUACGUGGUAACCAGAGCCGAGACGCAGAAAUGCUCCAACUUCUGGAUUUAUCUGGAGACAGGCAAGUCCCCACAAGAGCUCUCCAUGACUGCUGGGGUGUCUCAGCCCACAGAAAACCUCCUUAAUGCAGAAGACAGGGAUGGCGCUGCUACACUGGUGAGGAGGAACAGCUUGAGGGCAAAGGGAAGGCAAAAGGACACAGCUAUUCUUCUGGGAUGGUGUCAGGUUUUGGAGGAGGACAUUGAGCACUUGCCACAUCCCAAGCAUUCAGAGCAUGGAGCCUCCAGCAGGUAGGAUGGUGCUGGUCCUGCAGAUAUGGCCCACCCUGUCCCUGCCAUCAGAUUAUGCUGGACUUGCUGUGCCGGAGCAGGCAGAUGGCAGUCACCAGGGAUGUCAGGGUGGUGACCACAAAGAGCAGGAUGAGGAUGACCCAGUAAUUGUACAGCAUGCUUUUGUGGGAGGAGGGGUUCUCUGCCGGGAUCAUGUUGGUGAGGUUCAGCAUGUAGCCCAGGGCCCAGCCAAUGGAGGUUUCUCCUGCCUGUGGAAACACCAUGGCAUGGUCACCAUCCAGCCAGCCCAGCUGUAUGGGCCUCAGGAGACCAUGGAAUUGUGUAAUCACUGAAGAUGGAAAAGACAACUAAGAUCAUGGAGUCCAACCAGUAACACCAGCACUGCCAAGGCCACCACUAAACCAUGUCCCCCAAGUGCCACAUCUGCAAAUGUUCUAAAUCUCUCCAGGGAUGGUAACUACCCCAUCCGUGGGCAGCCUGUUCCAAUGCCUGACCACACUUUCCAUGAAGUAAUUUUUCCUAAAAUAUAACUGAAACUUCCCCUGGCAAAA
This is a messenger RNA of Haemorhous mexicanus (house finch), 1146 nucleotides long. RefSeq names its product transmembrane protein 141 (gene TMEM141). NCBI's taxonomy places the organism in Eukaryota, Metazoa, Chordata, Aves, Passeriformes, Fringillidae. The transcript is spliced from 6 exons. The coding region runs from base 6 to 599 and encodes 197 amino acids. The record is from RefSeq and is a predicted model, not a curated record.